CCUUUGUCUGAGUCCGUUUCGGUCCUCCGCCUAGUUAUUUAUUUAUUCCUUUUCAUUUGUGGGGUAUAUUUUCAUAUAUCCAUAUAUCUCGGUUAUUGAAUGACAUUCGAUUCUGACACAUAUAUGCCUAAAAGCAAAGCCCCCAAAAUGGAUGAUCUGGACUACAUCCCAGCGGACCUGAGCCCAGAGGAGCGCUCUGAGCUGGAGGAGAUCCGGCGCAGGAAGGGAGCUCUUCUUCUCGAGAUCCAGAGACUGAAAGAAGAGCUGAGAGAAGCGAUUAUAGAGGUGGAGGGGCUGGAGACCAGCACAGAGGGCAGUAAAACUUUACAGAAGAGUCGACAUGUGGCCAUGGGGAGGAAAAAAUUCAACAUGGACCCGAAAAAGGGCAUUGUAUUCCUAGUGGAGAAUGAGCUGCUCAGACGCACUCCAGAGGACAUUGCUCAGUUUCUGUACAAAGGAGAAGGACUCAAUAAAACUGCAAUUGGAGACUAUCUCGGUGAAAGAGAUGACUUCAAUAUUAAAGUAUUGCAGGCCUUUGUUGAUCUUCAUGAAUUCACAGAUCUGAACCUGGUUCAAGCACUUCGGCAAUUUCUGUGGAGUUUCCGGUUGCCAGGCGAGGCUCAGAAAAUUGACAGAAUGAUGGAGGCGUUUGCUCAGAGAUACUGCCACUGCAAUCCUGGAGUCUUCCAGAGCACAGACACCUGUUACGUGCUGUCAUUUGCAAUCAUCAUGUUAAACACUAGUCUGCACAACCCAAACGUGCGGGACAAGCCCACAGUGGAGCGCUUCAUCAGCAUGAACAGAGGCAUCAACGAUGGAGGAGAUUUACCAGAGGAGCUGCUUAGAAAUCUGUAUGACAGCAUCAAGAACGAGCCCUUUAAGAUCCCAGAGGAUGAUGGGAAUGACCUGACACACACUUUCUUCAACCCUGACAGAGAGGGCUGGCUCCUCAAACUGGGAGGUCGCGUGAAAACAUGGAAGAGACGGUGGUUUAUUCUGACAGAUAACUGCCUUUAUUACUUUGAGUACACGACAGAUAAGGAGCCCAGGGGCAUCAUUCCAUUGGAGAACCUGAGUAUCCGUGAGGUUGAAGAUCCCAGGAAGCCAAACUGUUUUGAGCUGUACAUCCCUAAUAACCGUGGGCAGCUGAUUAAAGCGUGUAAGACUGAAGCUGACGGGAGAGUGGUGGAGGGAAAUCACAUGGUAUACCGGAUCUCAGCCCCCACUCCAGAGGAGAAGGACGAGUGGAUCCACAGCAUCAAGUCUGCUGUGAGUGUGGACCCCUUCUACGAGAUGCUUGCAGCCAGGAAGAAACGUAUUUCCCUCAAGAAAAAGGAAGAGCAACAGUGAAACAUCUUCACUCCUCCUUUAUUUUUCCAUCCUUCACUCCAGCAGAUGACAAAACUCCCUCCAUUCUGAAACACUUCCCUGUUUCAUUGAGGUAGCUGUUGUCCCAUCAUCAGAAGGAUUAGUUUUGCUGGUUUUAAGGAGAGAUGGAUGUCGUUAGGAAUCCGAUCUUCUUGGUUCUGGAUUCAGCUGGUAUUCAUAUCACACUAGUCUGUACAGACCCCCAUACUACAGUAUGUUAUGCUGACAUUCCAUAGGGUUGUACCUACAAACAUAACAUUCAGACAGCUGCACACAUCUCCAUCCUGCUUCCCUAAAGGAAUAGUUCAACUAAAAAUGAAAAUUCAGUCAUUAUUUACUCCCCCUCGUGUUAAAUAAAAAACCCAUAUGCGGUUAUUUUUUCAAUGGAACACAAAAGUAAACAUUUUUGAAGAAUAUGCAUCUCUGUUCUAAUGGCAUUUCUUAGUGAUCAUGUCUACCAAUCUCCUGAAUGGACAUUAAACAUAAAAAAAAGCAACCAUAAAAGUAGUCCAUAUGGCUGAUGCACUAUAUUGAAAGUCUUCUGCAGUCAUACAAUAGCUUUGUGUGAACAACAGACCAAAAUUGAAGUUAAUGUAUGAUAUUCGCAAUAAAAAAAAAUGGUAAAGCACAAUCGGUUUCUACACACAUGCCAUUUGGGCGUCAUUGAUGUAGGUUUUUCUUGGUUUUCUUUUCUUUUGUCUUCUUUGGAGCUUGAGAGCCGUGGUUGCUAUCAACUGACAUUACAGUAAGAACAGCAUUUUAACUGUCUGGAACAAGAACGAGUUUUCAUUUUUGGGUAAACAAUUCAUUUAACCCUUUAGCAAGACACUGGCUUUCGUUGUUCAUCUCCAGCUCACUACUACUUACCCACUACAUUCCUAUUCUGCACACUUCCUCACCUCAUCAUUAGUUCAUUACUUACUUUCACCAUUUUAACAUUGUACUUCCUCAGUUACCUCUCUCUCCACUACCGAUCUCACAUUUGGUGGCUUCUGACCACCACUCUUGCUAUUUACAGCAUUGUACUGUGAAGUUCUUAAACAUUACAGGGUAGACGACCACACAGCCUGAUGUAUUCUUCAUCAUUACCAUAAUCAGGAACAGAUCUAACAGCCUGUAGCUGAGUUGAGCUUCUCUAGCUUUGUAGACCGUGUUACUGAUCUUUUAGGAGGUUUCACUCAUGCUAAGGUUUUUGUUAGUCUUGUCUAUUUUGCCUGUCUUAGCGUUUAUUUGUCUAAACUGACACUAUUAUCUCUUAUUUACUUGAGUUUAUGUACGUGUUCUAAAUGAAGUUGAAAGUGAAGGUCAUUGCUAUUUAUACCACAUAUCAAUCUGAGAGUGAAAAACAUUAAUAUAUAUUGAUUUAAGCAUAUCCUAUCCGUUUACCUGAGUUACGCAUCACUUGAAGCAUCCAGUUCACUUUUAAAGUGUUCUGGAGCAUAUCAUGAUUUUCUGUUAAAACGAAUAUAAUUAUAUUCUAUUUGUCAAUUGGGUGGUGUAUCGGUAUGUGAGCUAAAAUGUUCCCUAGGAUGAAAAGCAAUGCUGGUGAACUUUAUCCAUCAAGAUAUCUGUAGAAACUCACCUCAUUAAAUAAGCUCCUCCACAUUUAAAAAAAGAAAAAGGCCUAGAAAUAUAGGCCUUAAAAUUCACCACAGCCCUGUUUCUGAAUGUUCUUGCUAGUGUUUGACCUAAAAGUAGGUUUAAACUUUCACUUUGAUAACUCGACCACUGGGGCUACAAAACUGUACUGGGGGGAAUCUUACAGAAACAUGUCCAGGCCAAAUUUGAGGUCAACCACAUAGUUGAAAGUUAAAUAAAAAAAUAAGAUAAAAAAAGGUUUUGCAUAAAGAAAAUGAAGCCUACCUGAAAUCGAUAAAUCUUUUUGCAGUACAACUAGAGGUCGACCAAUAGUGGGUUUUGCUGUUACCGAUAAUUAAGAUGGGAAAACAGACCGGUAGCCGAUUAAUUGGCCGAUAGUUUUAAAAAUGUAUAAUAUGAAUUAAACCUUUCCACUCAGUGUACAAUAGUGCUGAACUUUAGUAAGUAUUACUUUCCAUGGCGAUACUUUAAUACAUUUCUCCCACACUGUUACCUUCUUCAAAUGCCAUAUGAAAAUAAUGACAAUAUUACAGGUCAAAUGUGUUUGUAGUUCAGCAGUAACAUUAAACACUGCCUUACAAAGCCAAAUAGCAACUGUAUACUUCAUAACUACUGAUAAUAUGUAUUAUAUUAUUUUAUUGUCAUAUUAAAUCUAUAAAUGAUGUACAAGAAAUGGAGGAAGAAAAAGAGAUAGAAAUAAAAUCAACUUUUUAAAGGUCAUUUUAGAAAGGCAUUGUCUAGAGUAUAUGUGCCCUCACAUUGUAUUACAUAACAAAUAUUUCAGAUUUCAGAAGUGUUUUGUACAUAACUACGUCAUAAAAUUAUGAAGUUUGGACUGAAGUUCAUUUUGUCAGACUUUACUGUCAAAAAACUUUAAAACGGAAAACUUUAAAACCGUUCCUGUGCUUGCGCUUGGUCUUCUGAAGCAGACGAACGGCCGAGCAAAAACAAAACUCAGGCAGCAUAUUCAUGUAAGGUUGGAAUUAAUGAUGGAUUUACUACUGAUAAUUAACUUUUAAAUUCACUUAGAAAAAAAAAACCUCUUCGGAGUGCUCAUGUUUAUAAUCUGACUGGAACAAAUUGGACGCCCUCAACCCCAGAAAACAAAAUUCAGCGGAUCUGCACAAAUUCAUAAUUGAUUUUUUUAUUCAAAACAGCAUAUUAAAUGGAAAGGUAAGCAGUUUCCAUCCUUGACUUAACAUCGUUCUAACCAUUCGAACAGCUAAUGUCCGUUGGCAAUGCAAUUCUCUAGUACAGCAAAUAGUUAUACACAAAUAAUUAAUAAACCACCUUUAGUCUUGAAUGACUGAUUUAUCGUACCAUGACAAUCAUAAUAACGUGUAUUGUAUACUUGCCGUGUUUUAAACCGGUGUUUGAAGCAUCCAUCUCUAUAAAUAGCCUAGUCACCUUGCACAACAAACUCCACGCGGAGUCAGUGAUUGUUUUUUAUUUAACCUCUAGAGGGUGCCAUUGUACUGUAGAAACCAGGAGUUCAGAUUGUAGAACCCUCCAUCGCCGGCCAUGGAGAAAUUAGUUGAUUUUUUCCGAUAGCUGAUAGUUAAAAACGCAUCUAUUGGCCCCAAUAUAUCGGUCGACCUCUAAAUACAACAUAAUUUUACUGACAAUUAAGCACAUUUCCCCCGAAAAUCACAUUAACAUUAUUUAUUUAGAUGUUCAACUUUUUUUUUUUUAAUAUGCAUUAUAUUUUUCUGUAAAAAAAAAAACUAUGCUAUAUAUAUAUAUAUCUCAGCAUUGUUGUGUUUUUUUUUUUUUUUUUUUUUUUUUUUUUUUCCAUUACUGAAAUGAGAAUUGGUCCUAAAACAAAGUUUUGUUUGUUUAUUUGUUUGUUUUCCCCCAUUACUGAAAUUAGAAUUGGGCCCUAAAAAUAAUGUUUACAUUUUCUUUAAGCAAGAUAAAUCUUCUUAUGUCUGUCUUUUUAUUUUGGGGUGACAUUUUACUGGACAUGUUUGUGAUUUCAUGAGAUUCCCCCUCUUACCCUUUGCUAUUACAAACAACAACACUCGAUGCUGUUAAAAUCUUUCAGAAUGUGUGCUUGCUAGGUCAGAUAAAGAAUUUAUUGCUGCUGUGUAUCCCAUGAAGAAGACAUUUAAAAAGGUGUUUUUUUUUAUUAUUAUUAUUAUUAUAACUGAUCUGCAAUAUGUGCCAGACGUAGCAAUGACCUGUAUUUCUGUUUGUGUGAAACACUAGUUAACUCCCUCUUACUCAGUGCUGUUUGAAGGAGUUUCAUGGCAGCUUAUUUCAAUGUACUUUAUUUUAUUUUUUGCCUUUUUCUGUUUGUAAAUAUUUGUUGUUAUGUUUGUUUACAAUGCAAAUAGAUAGAAUUUUAUUUAUUGUUUUCUUUUUCUUUUUUCUUUUUUUUGUAAAGAAAUAAGGAUCAGGGUUGCAUGUUGUACUGAAUCGAAGCAUCUUUUGUAAACGGUGAAUCUAAUGUCAAGGUUUCGGGCAUGCAAGGUGACUAUUAGCAUUCCGUAAUUCUAAUUCAUACAUGGCCCUGCUAGUCAACAAAUUGGCAUUGCAGUUAAUAUGCAGUCUAGACGCAAGCAUUAAGUAACAAAACGUGUACUAAUCAAAACAAAUAUUUUUUUUUAAAUGCAGACGAUAAUACGGAACACUAAUAGCACUCUGGAAUCCAACAUAAUAGCCGCUCUAUUAGCCUACUAAUAAUGGAAAAUGUUAUUAAUGAGAACUGUUAACAGUGCAUUUUGCUUCACUUUUGUGAUUUUUCCCGAUUAGUAUAAAGCUUUGUUAUAGUAAUGGAUGUCUUUAUGACAUUUACUACUUUGGAGUUAGAAUCCGUGUUUAUGGCACUUUAGUAGAGUUCAGCACAGUUCAGAAGCCCUCCUUGUGUAUGCAGUAUGAUUUACUCUCUAGAAUUAGUACUGAAGUUCUUAACUGGUUUAAGCUUUGCUACACAUGUUAAAGGUACUAGUACAAAGCACCCAUAUCAGAUAAUUUGAAGUUAAUAUGCUUCAUGUUGUGUUGUAUGUUAGGGGCCAUAUAUGAGCUAUAAGAUGACUUACCUAAAGGGGCUCCUGGUGUUAAAUUGCAUCAACUGUUGACUGCAACAGUACAUUCCUAGUUAUGAUAUAAGCUAUGUGUUUAAACUAAUAGUUUGGGCAUGACAUGGUCUAAUGAAGACAGAAGAAUGACUCUAAAUGACUUGAAUAUAUUUUGAAAUCUAAAUCUGGACUUUCUUAAUAAAAAGUGCAAAGGUGCCAAAGCCUUUUAGCUAGUCAAUAGGAAAAUAGCAGAACAAGUGAAAGCAUUUCUUCCUCAUCUAUUCUUUCUCCCUGUUUCUGAUUGGACACAGAAAGUUACAUAUGGUUGGAAUAUGCUUCAUGUAGCAAAAUGAAGACUCAGUUAUGGUACACUGAUGCCAGUCAGCUCUAAUAAACAAAAAGAUCGCAAAACGACA
Myxocyprinus asiaticus (Chinese sucker) is the source of this 6403-nucleotide messenger RNA. RefSeq names its product cytohesin-2. The record is from RefSeq and is a predicted model, not a curated record. Gene Ontology annotation, molecular function: guanyl-nucleotide exchange factor activity. NCBI's taxonomy places the organism in Eukaryota, Metazoa, Chordata, Actinopteri, Cypriniformes, Catostomidae. Gene Ontology annotation, biological process: regulation of ARF protein signal transduction. The coding region runs from base 100 to 1350 and encodes 416 amino acids. The transcript is spliced from 12 exons.